AUGGGAGCAACCUGGAUCUCAUGGAGAACAACUACAACAGUCAUCAUUACUAUACUACAAAUCCAAGCUCUGAUCAGUGUCAGAACCACAGCUGUUACCGGUGUCGAAGGUCAGAGAUUUGACUUCAGAUGUGUAUAUCCAGAUGGCUGGGUGCACUAUCAUAAGUACUUCUGCCGUGACAAUGACGGCAAUGUGUCCUCCAAUACCCUGAUACGGACAGACAAACAAAAUCAGUGGGAGACAAAGGGACGUUUCUCUCUGUUCGACAACACCUCCGGGGCCUUCUUCAUCGUCAGGGUGGACAAACUCUUCUCAUCGGACAGCGGGACAUACCGGUGUGGGGUGGAUGUCAGCCAUGACCCUGAUUAUAUCAGUUUCAUACUACUGAAUGUUUCCCGAGAGCUCCACCUGCCGCUGUACUUGACAGCAGUGAUGUGCAUGGCAGCGAUACUGUGUGUGUGUCUGUUCACACUUUGUCUUCUGCUGGCUGUCAAACAAAGAAGACCAGCUCCACGCCACAGUAGAGAGAUAUCAUCAGACUAUGAGACAAUGAUGCCCGGUGUAAGAACUGAACCUGAACUCGGCUGUAGCUGCUCGGCUCCAGACUGCGCUGAUCUUUCAGCUCUACCACUGCCACCACCUGACCUCUGCUCCCACUUCACAUCAAAGCACCGGGAGUCCACUGUCACUCUCGGCCUCGAUGAAUAUGCUGAUGUGGAUGUACCAGGGCACAUCUGCCGGUACCAGCAUCUGGAUCCCAGGCGGUUAGAGGAGCAUGUCUAUCACAGCCUUCAUGGAAACAGCGGGCCUAAAGAUGGACCUCUGGGAGUCGAAGAGCAGAUUAACUGA
Messenger RNA from Micropterus dolomieu (smallmouth bass), 849 nucleotides. RefSeq lists its product as uncharacterized. The record is from RefSeq and is a predicted model, not a curated record. The transcript has 4 exons. Lineage: Eukaryota; Metazoa; Chordata; Actinopteri; Centrarchiformes; Centrarchidae. Bases 1 to 849 code for a protein of 282 amino acids.